AUGAGGUUCGCCGACUUGCUAGUAGACCUCGCCGCCGUGGCUAGUGCCUCCCGGUCCGUUGCCGGCAAACACGUUGCACUCCGGGCCAGCCAGAUCGACAGAUACAGUAAGACGAGUAGUAUUGUCAGCGUUGCCAAGGAUCUUGGGAAGAGCAAGCAACAGCAACAGCAGCAGCAAUAUUACCAACAGCAGACGACGCCGGAGGUGCAACAGCAGGAUGUGGUUCAAAGUCAGAGUCAACAACAACCAGAACAGGGAGUGCGGGUUGAGGAGGUUGUUAAGCUGAAGGAAAAGGUGCCGAUUCAACAACAAUCCACGCCGGUUGCUGCUCAGCCUGAGUUGCCCCCAUCGUCACCACCGGUAUCCGAGGCCAAGGUAGUGACUGCCGCUGCACCAGAGUCUCAGCAGUCGUCGACGCCCAAGCCGUUCACCCCUGCGCCAUGGGCAGACAGGAAACCCCUUCCUCAGCCUAGUCCCUUCCCCAAGCCACCGAGGAUCGGCGUCAAGAGCAUAAUACCGGGACUGCCAGCGGACCUGGCUGCGUUGAAGGGCGAGGCCGAUGUCAAUCUCAGCAACAUCUUCAUGACGAACAAGGGCUCCAAGAUCCUGGAGGAGUUGAACAAGGAGCCUACGGUUCCCGCUGUGGAGGUGACCCCUGAGCCGCUUGUCGCCACUGUCCCAAAACCUAAUACGGCCGAGGGGGAGGUCAAGGCGGAGAGGGAGGUACAGGUCAUUCAGAAACCAGCAGAGGAGCAAUUGGCCCAGAAAGCUGCUGCUGUUGAGGAGAUCGAGCAGCCCAAGGUGGAGGAAGAAAAGCCAGCUCCGGUUCCGGAAACCCCGGCAAGCACGUCAGCUCCUCCCCCGGCUGCUGCCGUCAAGGCCACACCACUACAAGAACCAAAGACAACCAAGCUCACGCAAGAGGACGCAGACUUGGUUGCUGAGCUCACAGGGUCUUCUCCCCUCCCAGCCUCUACCCGCCACGAACUGCGCGAGUCCAAGGUCCCCGCCUCCCGCAUCAGCAGACUCUGGAACUACGGCGGUCUCGCGGCCGGCAUGAUGGCCGGCGCCAUCGGCGAAGGAUUCAGCCGGGCCAUCGGCGGCGGCAGCUCCGGCUCGGUGAUGCUCAGCCCGGGCAACGUCGAGCGACUAGUCUCGCGCCUUUCGCGGAUGCGUGGCGCAGCCCUCAAGCUAGGGCAAAUGAUGUCGAUCCAAGACUCCAAGAUGCUCCCGCCCACCAUCCAGGAGGUCUUCCAGCGUGUGCAGGACCGGGCGGAUUACAUGCCGGCGUGGCAGCGCGACCGGGUGCUGGUGUCCAACCUGGGCGCCGACUGGCGCUCGCUCUUUGACGAGUUCGAGGAGAAACCCAUCGCCGCCGCGUCCAUCGGCCAGGUGCACCGCGCCACGCUCAAGUCAAACGGCGCCCGCGUCGCCGUCAAGAUCCAGUUCCCCGGCGUUGCAGACUCCAUCAACUCGGACCUCGACAACCUUGCCAUCCUGCUGGCCGCCACCAAUCUCCUGCCCAAGGGGCUGUACCUGAACAAAACCAUCGACAACGCGCGCACGGAGCUCGCGUGGGAGUGCGAUUAUUUGAGAGAAGCCGAGUGCGGCGCCCGCUACAGGGAACUGCUCGCCGCUGGCGGGCAGGAAGACAAAGUCUUCGCCGUCCCGCACAUCUACAAGGAGGCCAGCGGCAAGCAGGUGCUGACGAUGGAGUGGAUGGACGGGGUGGGCGUGACGCGCAUCUCCGACUUUACCCAAGAACAAAAAGACUGGAUCGGCACGCAGAUUCUGCGCCUGUGUCUGCGCGAGAUCACCGAGUUCAAGUUCAUGCAGACGGAUCCCAACUGGACCAACUUUUUGUACAACCCUGUCAAGCAGCGGCUGGAGCUGCUCGAUUUCGGCGCCAGCCGCGAGUAUCCGGAGGAGUUUAUUAGUCUUUACGUCCGUCUUUUGGAAGCCGCUUCGCGCGGUGAUCGUGCGGCCGUCAAGAACUUGUCGGAGGAACUGGGAUACCUGACCGGUCACGAAAGCAGGGCCAUGCUGGAGGCACAUAUUACUAGUGUCGUCACGCUUGCUGAGCCGUUCUUGCAAAGUGCACCGGAGGUGUAUGAUUUUAGGGACCAGACGAUCACGGAGAGGGUCAAGGCGCAGAUCCCCGUCAUGAUCCAUGAGCGGCUGGCGCCGCCGCCUGAGGAGACGUAUAGCUUGCAUAGGAAGCUUAGCGGGGCUUUCUUGUUGUGUGCGAGGUUGGGGAGUCGGGUUAGGUGUAGGGAGAUGUUUGAGAGGGCGUUGGAGAAGACGGAGUAUUUUGGGAAUGGCGGGGGGAAGAAGUGA
Messenger RNA from Sordaria macrospora k-hell, 2337 nucleotides. RefSeq lists its product as uncharacterized. Lineage: Eukaryota; Fungi; Ascomycota; Sordariomycetes; Sordariales; Sordariaceae. The record is from RefSeq and is a predicted model, not a curated record. Gene Ontology annotation, biological process: ubiquinone biosynthetic process.